CUAAACCAACUCAGCCAGCCACAGCAAAGCAAACACUUCCCUCUCCCAAGGAACUACCAGAUCAUCGCCAUCUUCUUUGCCGCCCUCCGCCUACUGCAUCUCUUCGCCUGCUGACCGCUCGUCAACCAACAGCCCCCUCUGGCAAUAAUGAAGGCUGCAAUCGUCCUCUGCGCAUCGGCCAUUCUACUGUCGUGUCCGACCCCGGCCGCCUCGCAGACCCCUGACGGCUAUCAGCAGCAGCAUGGUGUGUGUCACAAGAAAGAGAAUGUCCAUUACGAGUGCCCUCGCGGCUACACUUAUGACGAUGAGAGCCUCAAGUGCAUCAAACACGACCACAUGGAGCCCUAUACCUACUGCCCAAAGGUGGGUUAAACGCACAAGGGAAAAGUACAAGCUGACAUGAAUGUGAAUUGGUUUCCCUCGUGUGUGUCUGUGUGUUGCGUGUGCAGGGCACCAAAGAGACUGCCGAUGGCUGCGUUAAGUAUGUGUAUCAGAAGAAGACGCCCUACUGCGAACACGGCAAGCUCGAGGGCCACAAGUGCAUCCAUCGCAAGUACACUGACGCCGAAUACCAGUGCAAAGACGGCUACUCGUUUACUCAUGACAAGAGCAAGUGCUUCGCCGACAAGUACACGGCCAAGCUCCACAAGUGCCCCGGUGGCUAUGAGCUGACCAAGGACAAGAAGAACUGCAUCAAGCACAUCUAUGCCGAUCUCAAGUACUACUGUCCGAAGGUGAGUCAUCACACCACACACACGACAUUGAGCAAACAGAGGUGUGCAUUGCCUUCUGUGUGUGUCUGUCAGCAUUCGUAUGCGACGGCCAAGGGCUGCAAGGUGACCACAUACGAGGCGAAGGUCCCCUACUGCCACCAGGGCUACCUGGAGGGCGGCAAGUGUGUGGUCAUCAAACACAGCUACCACUCCUAUUACCCCAAGUGCAAGCAGGGCUACUCGUUCCGACGCCACAAGUGCGUCCUCGAGAGCUACCAUGACGCGCGAUACAAGUGCCCCCGUGGCUUCGCCUUCACUGACGACCAGAGCAAGUGCUACGUGGACAAGUACGUCGCCAAGCUGCGCGAGUGCCCCCACGGCUACAAGUGGAGCAGACACGACAGCAAAUGCGUCAGAUACGAAUACGCCGACCUGAAGUACUACUGCCCAAAGGUGAGCGGACAGGACAGAUCAGCGGAUGCACACUUGCAGACAGAAUGCAUGUGGCAGUUACGUUACCCAUCUGUUCUGUUGCGUGUCUGUGUCUGCGAUUCAGCACUCGGUGCUGACGCACAAGGGGUGCAAGUCGACCAUUUAUGAGGCCAAGGCACCCUACUGCACACACGGCAAUCUGGAGGGCGACCACAAGUGUGUCGUCGAAGAAGCCUUCCUCGUCGACUAUGAGUGCCCUGACGGCUAUCAACUGACCAAGGACAGCAGCAAGUGCUAUGCCAAGACGUUUGUGGACAUCAAGUACUCGUGCGUGGACGGCUACAAGCUGUCCGAGGAGAAGGACAAGUGCGUCAAGGCGCUGUAUGCUGACGUGGCCCACAAAUGCCUUAAGGGCAAGCUGACUUUGAUAGCUGGCAGCUCUGGGUAUGCCCCCGUGUGCUGCAUCGACCUCUACUAUGUUGGCAACGGCAGCAAAUCCAUCCGGGGCGGCAACACAUUCCACUGAUGAAUGGAUUAGCGGGGGGUUCGUGUGUGGCUUUGUUCGUAGUGCGGCAGCCAGUGACAGCCCUGUCGAUAUGUAGCAACUGUAGAUAGUUGCCUGCUCUCGCCUUAACUGCCCUGGCUUGGCCUCCCUGUCAGGCAGAUAUCAAUGAAUGGUGUUUGGUUGAAUGAAUCUCUCCCAUAGUGUGGGUGGGGUGUCUGUCUGGUGGAUGACCCAGUGAGUCAUGUAGCUAUUACUUCUCUUUGGUCAGUGGACGGACAUCUUGAAGCCCAUUCAGCUCAUGUGUGAAUGAGCACAGUUACUGUGUGCGACACAUCCGACGAGU
This is a messenger RNA of Vitrella brassicaformis, 1993 nucleotides long. Lineage: Eukaryota; Vitrellaceae. The record is from the annotation of a GenBank genome assembly.